This is a messenger RNA of Hypanus sabinus (Atlantic stingray), 2342 nucleotides long. RefSeq names its product heparan sulfate glucosamine 3-O-sulfotransferase 1-like. Bases 414 to 1349 code for a protein of 311 amino acids. NCBI's taxonomy places the organism in Eukaryota, Metazoa, Chordata, Chondrichthyes, Myliobatiformes, Dasyatidae. Gene Ontology annotation, molecular function: [heparan sulfate]-glucosamine 3-sulfotransferase activity. The transcript is spliced from 2 exons. The record is from RefSeq and is a predicted model, not a curated record.
ACAAGCCGCCAAUGAGCGGGGCACAAGAGCGGAUGCCUGUCUUAUUAAAACGGCCGAAGUCUUGGCCGUCUUUUCAGCGAGUGAUUUCGGUGUGUCCUAGCUGAGCCCAGGUUCUGGAGGUGAUUGCGUACUUCCAGCCCUCCAAAAGAGGAAGGAAAGCGAGACGGCGCUUUUACUGUAGCAUCAUACGGCGGUCUUAAGGGAACUACAGUAGCGAGUAGGAUACGACUUACUGCAGGCUGGCAUGAAAGUCUCGUUUUAGGACCCUGGCGUGUGAAGUAGACUUCUAUCACAGUGAACAUUGGCUUCAGAAGAUUCUCAGUAUACUGCGAAGAGUCUCUGUGCAGCCCAAUGUGGAGCUUACUCCCCACUACCUCCGCUGGUGUAAUAAGUCCAGACUGAAGUCUUCCGUCAUGGCUACGUUAUGCCUGGGGCUUUUUCUGUUCCUGUUCCAUCCGGCCGUUGUGCCCCCCAGGCCAGCUUUUGAUUUUAACCGCGAACUGGACUCGCAAUCCCCGAGCUACGUGUUCCAAAGUCAUAACAUCUUUCAACCUGCUGGAUUUCCCAAUGGCACCACUCAGCGACUCCCCCAAACUGUCAUCAUCGGUGUGCGGAAAGGUGGUACCCGGGCGCUGUUGGAAAUGUUGAACCUCCAUCCGGAGGUGACCGCCGCCCAAAGUGAGAUUCACUUCUUCGACUGGGAAGGGAAUUACCAGAAAGGUCUCCAGUGGUAUAGCAGUCAAAUGCCAUUCUCCUAUCCCAACCAGACCACGGUCGAAAAGACGCCGGCCUAUUUCACUUCACCCAAAGUGCCUGAAAGAAUCUUCAACAUGAACCCAUCUAUUCGGCUCCUGCUGAUACUGCGGGACCCGUCGGAGAGGGUUAUAUCGGACUACACUCAGAUAUUACACAACCGAAUGCAAAAACACAAGCCGAUUAAACCGGUGGAGGAGUUGCUGAUCAGAGAUGGUCAGAUCAAUGUUGACUACAAGGCAAUUGACCGCAGCCUAUAUUAUAUCCAUAUGGAAAACUGGCUGAAAUAUUUCCCCCUCAGCCAAAUACACAUCGUGGACGGUGACAAGUUGAUCAGAAACCCUUUCCCUGAAUUAGAAAAGGUGGAGAAAUUUCUGAGACUUUCCCCGCGGAUUAAUAUGUCUAAUUUUUACUUCAACAAAACGAAAGGAUUUUACUGCCUCCGAGAUGGUGAGAAAGAAAAGUGUUUGCACGAGUCGAAAGGGAGAACCCACCCGCAAGUAGACCCGGUUGUGCUCAAUAAAUUGCGCGCCUUCUUCAGUGAACCGAAUCAGAAAUUCUUCAACUUGGUUGGCAGGACAUUCGAUUGGCAUUGAAUUAGUGCGUGUACCGAUUCUUUUUUCUAAAAUGAAAUAUAUAUAUAUAAUGUACAAAACUAUCCUGAAUGGUAAUUUAAGUGGGUUUCCGUAGAAUAAGUAAUUAUAUAUGUAAGUAUGUCGGUCUUCAUUCAGAGCUGGCUAUAUUUUUCUACAUUGUCGCCACAAUGCUCCGGUUUCCGACGUGAGUUACUUUCGUUUUCCUAAUAGACUAACAGAACUCUAACCGAUAUAUCAAAAUGUUUCGUGGAAGUUGGGGUAAAGAUGAAAAAUUCGGGAUACUAUGAUCCGUGAAAAGGUGUAAAGCUAUAUUCUCUGGUGUUUUAGAGUAUGUGGGGUGAUCUUACUGAAACAUGUAAGAUCUUUAAAGGGCAUGACAGUGCAGAGGUGGAGAUGUUUCCGGGAAUGGGAACCUUUUGAGCUUGGAGAAUAGUCAUUUAGGGUGUUGAGGGCAAUAGGGACAUAGCACAGAAGAGGAGAUAAAGUUUAGGGCAGAUGAAUCAUGAUCAUAUGAAUAAUAGGCCAGGCUUGAGAUUGGCCUGCUAUUCUUAUUUUCAUGGUGUGUAAUAUUGCAAUAGCAUAUUUAUAAAUAUAUAUAUAUAUAUAGACCAUGUUUAUACUUUGCAAAUACAUCUGUAUCCCCAAAGAGUGCAAUAUUUGAUUGAAUUAUGUUAUUCACAAAGUGUUGCACAAUUGCUGCUAUUGUCUGUAGCAUUAAGCACUUCCUAUAACUGGACAAGAAGCAAGAGUGUGAUAAGUACACUAGUAAACUGAGAGCGCCCUUUAUAUAUUUGCUACUAAUCCCCACGAUGUUUCCAUUUUAUUUUAUUUUUAUUUAUUUUUUGCAGGAAGGGGAAAUAUAUGAAGUUUUGUAUUUGAAUAUUCAUGUUAUCUUGUUUUUGUAUACUGUCAGUUUUUGUAAACUUCAAAUUUUUCUGCUAAUAUUGUAUUAACUAGAACUUAUGAUAUGAAAUAAAGCUGCAGUGUUUGUUA